AUGGUAUUAUUCUUUGUGUCACCAAAUGUUUCGGCCAUUGAUAAGGUGUUUCCAGGCAAUGCUAAGGAUGUUGAUAUCAUAAUAAAAUCCUCAAUCAGUGAUGACGAAGAUACUAUCUGCAAAUCGCUUGUGCAGACUCAAGGUUACGCCUGUGAAGAACAUAAAGUUACUGCGAAAGAUGGUUACAUCCUUAGCGUGCAGCGGAUUCCAGUAGGGCGGUCUGGUAAGACAGCGAGCAAACCGCCGGUGCUGCUACAACAUGGGCUAUUAGUGGAUGCCGCAGCAUGGUUGCUGAACACUCCAGAUGAAUCUUUAGGUUUCAUUUUAGCGGAUAACGGCUUCGAUGUGUGGCUUGCGAACACACGCGGAACUAAAUAUAGUCGUGGACAUACGUCUUUGAGUUCGAAUGAUUCGGCUUACUGGGAAUGGUCGUGGGAUGAAUUAGUCCAGUAUGAUCUUUCAGCUCUUGUCCAAUAUGUUCAGUACAAAACUGGGCAGAAGUUGCAUUAUGUUGGGCAUUCCUUGGGAACUUUGAUCGCUUUAGCUGCCUUUUCCGAACAAGGUAAGCUGAUAAACAUGUUCAAAUCAGCUGCUUUGCUUAGUCCAAUUGCUCACCUCAAUCAGAUUCCGUCGCAAUUAACAAAAGAAGCUGCACAGCUGCAUAUAGCCGAAGAAUUAUACAGCUUGGGUUACCGUCAAUUUCCUCCAGGAUGGGACGUCCUAGGCCCAAUUCUGGAAAAGAUAUGCAAUGAACCAGGCACUAAUUGCUCCGAGUUAAUGACUGCUUUAACAGGCCCAAACUGCUGUAUAAAUUCUUCAAGGGCAGGCGAGUUACUUAAACAUGAACCCCAACCAACUGCAACUAAGAACAUAAUCCACUUGUCUCAAAUGAUAAGAACAGGGACCAUAGCCAUGUACGAUUACGGUAGUGAAGAUGAGAACAAGGAACACUACGGGCAAUCGGAUCCCCCAGCAUACAACAUGAAAAACAUCCCGAAAGAGCUCCCUCUUUUCCUUGGCUAUGGCGGUCAAGACAUGCUUGCUGAUGCUAACGAUGUUAAGGCCUUGCUAAAUGACCUCAAAGAUCACGACAAUGGAGAGCUGGUUGAAGUAUACAGCGAGGAAUAUGCUCAUGCAGAUUUUGUUCUUGGUGUGAAUGCUAGUAAAGUCGUCUAUGAUCCUAUGAUUUCCUUCUUCGACAUCCAUUCAUCUUGAACUUCAACUUCACAUUU
Molecule: messenger RNA, 1232 nt
Organism: Gossypium raimondii (Peruvian cotton)
Lineage: Eukaryota; Viridiplantae; Streptophyta; Magnoliopsida; Malvales; Malvaceae
Product: triacylglycerol lipase 2
Exons: 10
Coding region: 1-1215 (404 amino acids)
Biological process (GO): lipid metabolic process
Molecular function (GO): hydrolase activity, acting on ester bonds
Source: RefSeq, a predicted model, not a curated record